GAAAAUCAAAUGGACCCUUUUAUUCCGCAGGGUGCGUGACGCCCACACAAAUCACGCGUGUUGCUUAAGGAAGCGGAAGCAUACACCAUGUACAAGACUAACAUUUUGGCGUAGACUCUGCUGCGGCACAACCAAACCUCUUUAUCAACCCAACCGGUGUGCAGGAGGAACAGGCGUGUUCCUAGAGGAGUUGGGUAGUCUUGGACUUGUCGCAGGUCACUGGCAGCAGAGAACUGGAAGGAAAGGCGGCCAAAGGAGGUGUUGGCUUUGGAGAUGACCAGUGAGAUAUACGAGGCGACUGUAGUGACUGCUGGACGCCUGUGGUGACUAGCAUUAUGGGAUGUGGCACCUCCGUCACCACCGACAACAAGGGGAGGAGACUGACGACAGACCAGAUGGCCAAGAAAACUCCCAGCCCUGCACUGGCUAUGAAGGCAGCCAUCCUGAUCCAGCGCUGGUACAGACGUUACAUCGCCAGGUUAGAGAUGAGACAGCGAUGCACCUGGAACAUCUUCCAGUCUAUAGAGUAUGCUGGGGAGCAGGACCAGCUACAGCUCUCCAGUUUCUUCAGUUUCAUGCUGGACAACUUCACUCAACUCAACGGGAAUGGCCCAGAUCUGAUCUCCCACCUGCUGGACCCAGUGGUUGACCCGUGGUCAGACAGAGAGAGACAGAACAUGUAUGAACAGAUCACUGUUCCUGAGUCCUACAGCGGUCCUCACCUCACCUUCCCCCUCACCGUCUCUCACACCAACGCCCUGCUCUCUGCAUUCAAAGAACAACAGCCUCUCCACGGCAGAUACAUGCUGCAGUUGUUACACCAGACUAAGAAGCUCCUGAAACAGAUGCCAAACGUCAUUCACCUGUCCACACCCUACGCCAAGGAGAUCACAAUAUGUGGAGAUUUACAUGGCCGCCUAGAUGACUUGCUGCUCAUAUUCUACAAGAACGGCCUCCCCUCGGCAGAGACUCCGUAUGUGUUCAACGGAGACUUCGUGGACCGAGGGAAGAAGUCUGUGGAGAUCAUCAUCCUGCUGUUUGCCUACCAGCUCCUCUACCCAGACCACAUGACCCUGAACCGAGGCAACCACGAGGACCACCUCAUGAACCUCCGAUAUGGAUUCACUAAAGAAGUUAUGCAGAAGUACAAGACACAUGGCAGGGACAUCCUACUGCUGGUCCAGGAUGUGUUCAGCCUCCUCCCCAUAGCAACAGUCAUCGAUAACAAGGUGCUCAUCGUCCAUGGAGGAAUAUCUGACAUGACGGACCUGGAUUUCCUCAGCUCUAUAGAGAGACACAAGGUGAAAUCUGCCCUGAGGCUUCCUAGGAGGACUCUGAACCAUCUGGAGGUGACUAGGAGCAGUAGUCAGGGCCAGCCAGAGAGCCCCCGGUGUCGGAGCAGGGGCCAGCCAGAGAGCCCCCGGUGUCGGAGCAGGGGCCAGCCAGAGAGCCCCAGGUGUAGGAGCAGGGGCCAGCCAGAGAGCCCCAGGUGUAGGAGCAGGGGCCAGCCAGAGAGCCCCAGGUGUAGGAGCAGGGGCCAGCCAGAGAGGCCCAGGUGUAGGGGCAGGGGCCAGCCAGAGAGCCCCAGGUGUAGGAGCAGGGGUCAGGACCAUGGCAACACCCCCAAGAAGAGACGUCACCUCACCAGACAGGGCAGCUCCUCCUCUUCCUCCUCAUCCUCACUGUGCUCCCCCCGGGGGUCGUCCCGCCUCACUCUGUGCCGCUGGCUUUCUCCCAGCAUGCUGAGCCCCACCGACAACCUCCAGGUGCCCUUCCUGGACUCCUUCACCGCCCUCCCCGUCCGUCAGCCACCCAGGGAGGAGUUGGAGUGGAAACAGGUAGUAGAUUUGCUGUGGAGCGACCCGAAGAGCCAGCCAGGCUGCAGCCCCAACACCUUCAGGGGAGGAGGCAGUUACUUCGGGCCAGACGUGACCAGACGCCUGCUGGAGAGACACGGCAUGACUCUGCUGAUCAGAUCACAUGAGUGUAAACAGGAGGGCUACGAACUCUGCCACGACGGACAGGUGAUCACCAUUUUCUCUGCGUCUAACUACUAUGAGGAGGGUAGUAACCGUGGAGCCUACAUUAAACUGGGCAGAGAGCUGGUCCCUCGCUUCUUCCAGUACCAGGUCAGCAGGAAUACCAGGAAACUCACCCUGACUCAGAGGGUGAAUGUGUCAGAGGGUUCGGCUGUAAGGGCUGUACAGGAGAAGCUGUUUUCCCACCGCUCAGAACUCAUGGCUGCCUUUCAGCAGUAUGACACAAGUAACAGUGGCUGUAUCUCUGUCAGUGAGUGGGCCCUGGUGUUGGAGUCAGUUGUGAGACUGGACCUGCCCUGGAGGACUCUGCGCCCGCGCCUGGCACGGCUGGCACCAGAUGGCAGCAUCGACUACCAGUCCUGCUUCGAGGACAUGGGCCCGGGACAACCCAUACCCCAGGUCACUCCAAACUUAGCUGAAACUCUUUACAGAUAUCGAACAGACCUUGAGAUUAUCUUCAACAUCAUGGACAAAGACCAAUCUGGUCAGAUAUCCAUCGAGGAGUUCCGUCAGACCUGGCAUCUGUUUAGUGCUCACCUAGGUGUGGAGGUGGAUGACCGGGCCAUAGAUGAACUGGCUAAGAGUAUAGACUUCAACAAGGAUGGUAGCAUCGACUUCAACGAGUUCCUAGAGGCCUUCAGGGUGGUGCACAAACUGGAUGUUAAGGACCAACAGCAGGGCUGAGAGAAACCUUGUUGUUGUGCUGAAGACUCACAUUAGCUACCCGGGCAAUGACUUGGCUUUAGCUCAGUGAGCCAACACUGGCAGCAGGGCUGAGAGAACUACAAAGACCAGCAGCUAGGCUGAGAGAACUACAAAGACCAGCAGCUAUGCUGAGAGAACUACAAAGACCAGCAGCUAGGCUGAGAGAACUACAAAGACCAGCAGCUAGGCUGAGAGAACUACAAAGACCAGCGGCUAGGCUGAGAGAACUACAAAGACCAGCAGCUAUGCUGAGAGAACUACAAAGACCAGUGGCUAGCUGAGAGAACUACAAAGACCAGCAGCUAUGCUGAGAGAACUACAAAGACCAGCGGCUAUGCUGAGAGAACUACAAAGACCAGCGGCUAGGCUGACAGAACUACAAAGACCAGCAGCUAUGCUGAGAGAACUACAAAGACCAGCGGCUAUGCUGAGAGAACUACAAAGACCAGUGGCUAGACUGAGAGAACUACAAAGACCAGCGGCUAUGCUGAGAGAACUACAAAGACCAGCAGCUAUGCUGAGAGAACUACAAAGACCAGUGGCUAGGCUGAGAGAACUACAAAGACCAGCAGCUAUGCUGAGAGAACUACAAAGACCAGCAGCUAUGCUGAGAGAACUACAAAGACCAGUGGCUAGGCUGAGAGAACUACAAAGACCAGCAGCUAUGCUGAGAGAACUACAAAGACCAGCUGCUAUGCUGAGAGAGAACUACAAAAAAACAGCCUCUAUGCUGAGCGAGAACUACAAAGACCAGCAGCAGGCUUGAGGGGAGCCAUGCUCGCCUUGACUUUAGCUCUGCAGGCUUAAACAGUCUUGUGGUCAACCAUACACUCAGUGCAGUUGCAUGCGUCAGGAAUAUAUCUAGGAGAUGUGGUCACCCUUCUCCCUGUGGUGUAGAACAUGUCUCAGAGGAGAACACACUACUCUCACCAGCUAGUGAUAUGGAGGCGGACCAACACACGUGAGGUUUCUACAGACAACGCAGACAAGAGCUCCCCGCGGCAUGUCCUCGCUCUGCUCUGCAGACCAACUGCACUUUGCCCCAUCUUUUCUAGGUCUGAGACCAGACUGAGGCUGUAACUCUGAGACCAGACUGCUACAUCCUCUCUUCAAGGGUCAAAGGUCCAAUGCAGACGUUUAAAAAAAUAUCAAUCUCAAUAUUAAAGCAUUUCUGGGUAAGUACCUUACUGUGAUUGUUUUUCAUUAAAAUGGUCAAAAAUAAACUAAAAUAGCUUAUUUUAGCAAAGAGCUAUUUCUCAAGCAAGAAUUUAGCGAUGACAGUCUGGGAGUGGUCUGGAAAACUGAAAAUAAUCUGUUAUUGGCAGAGAGGUUUCGACGUCUUUCUUAUUGGUCUAUUAACUCAUUUACUUCCUGGUGAUGUCACCAGGCAGGUCAAAACCAUCCCACCAGAACAGGCUGAUAUGUAUUUUUAAACACCUCUUACACUUGAAAGGUCAUCAUCGUAAUUUUCUAAAUUUGACAGUAUUAUUCCAACCUCAUAUAAAAGGCAGCAUGUAAAGUGUUGGUCCCAUGUUUCAUGAAGCUGAAAUAAACAAUCCCACAAAUGUUCCAAGCUUAUUCCUCUCAAAUUUUAUGCACAAAUUUUGUUUACACAUUUGUUUAUAUCCCUGUUAGUGAGCAUUUCUCCUUUGCCAAGAUAAUCCAUCCACCUGACA
This is a messenger RNA of Oncorhynchus masou masou (cherry salmon), 4420 nucleotides long. It is a transcript of the gene ppef1, whose product is annotated as protein phosphatase, EF-hand calcium binding domain 1. The record is from RefSeq and is a predicted model, not a curated record. Gene Ontology annotation, biological process: detection of stimulus involved in sensory perception. The transcript is spliced from 20 exons. Gene Ontology annotation, molecular function: calcium ion binding; phosphoprotein phosphatase activity; iron ion binding. NCBI's taxonomy places the organism in Eukaryota, Metazoa, Chordata, Actinopteri, Salmoniformes, Salmonidae. The coding region runs from base 336 to 2723 and encodes 795 amino acids.